Molecule: messenger RNA, 957 nt
Organism: Loxodonta africana (African savanna elephant)
Lineage: Eukaryota; Metazoa; Chordata; Mammalia; Proboscidea; Elephantidae
Gene: ZNHIT3
Product: zinc finger HIT-type containing 3
Exons: 5
Coding region: 25-492 (155 amino acids)
Biological process (GO): maturation of LSU-rRNA from tricistronic rRNA transcript (SSU-rRNA, 5.8S rRNA, LSU-rRNA); snoRNA localization; box C/D snoRNP assembly
Cellular component (GO): pre-snoRNP complex; nucleus
Molecular function (GO): protein binding
Source: RefSeq, a predicted model, not a curated record
AACGAGUCCUUGGAGACACCGGGCAUGGCGUCGCUCCGUUGUGGAACCGCCGUCUGCGUGGUCUGCUUGGAGAAGCCCAAAUACCGCUGCCCGGCUUGCCGCGUGCCCUACUGCUCGGUGACCUGCUUCCGGAAGCACAAAGAGCAGUGCAGCCCUGAAACUCAUUCUGUAAAGAAAAAAAGAAGUUCAUCUCUUCCUACAAAAACUGCAAAGCCUGUGGAAAACAAAGAUGAUGAGUCAUCUAUAGCUGAUUUUCUCAAUAGUGAUGAGGAAGAGGACAGAGUUUCUCUGCAGAAUUUAAAGAAUCUAGGGGACUCUGCAUCACUGAGGAGCUUAUUGCUCAAUCCACACCUUAGACAGCUGAUGGUCAGCCUCGAUCAGGGGGACGACAAAGCAACGCUCAUGAGAGCUUAUAUGCAAGAGCCCUUGUUUGUGGAGUUUGCAGACUGCUGUUUGAGAAUUGUGGAACCGUCCCAGAAUGAGGAUUCUUAAGAUGGAUUAUUGUGCUGCCUGCCUCAAGCGUGCGUGUGACUCCGAGAGCCUGCCCCGCCUCCCUGGAGACCAGCUAGUGUGGAGAGAGGCCUCACGGGAGCUCUGAGCGAGGGAGGUGAGUUCUAGCAUGCUGACCAGCUGACUGAUGUGAGCUGUGUGGGUCUUCGCCUCCAUCAACACGGAUUCAUGUUUCCGGCAGGUGGGAGUACUCGAAAUGACAAACCCGUUAUGGAGAGAAAACUCAACAUUCAAAUGGAUUGUUUUAAAAUGUUUUAUUUUUGGUAUGGCUAAGAUUGACGUCAUAAAUGACGAUAUCAAGUUUUUUAUACCUGUUUGAGCUAAAAACUUGACCAGUGUUACUAAAUAAAAUCAAAACGUAGUAGUUCUAUUGUAUGUUUCAUCAUCCUUGGUUUAUGAUAUUCUAAUUAUUUGAAAUUACAUUAAAUAAAUUAACAACUUGUUAAA